Molecule: messenger RNA, 1629 nt
Organism: Physeter macrocephalus (sperm whale)
Lineage: Eukaryota; Metazoa; Chordata; Mammalia; Artiodactyla; Physeteridae
Gene: OTX2
Product: orthodenticle homeobox 2
Exons: 3
Coding region: 1-870 (289 amino acids)
Biological process (GO): regulation of transcription by RNA polymerase II; multicellular organism development
Cellular component (GO): nucleus
Molecular function (GO): DNA-binding transcription factor activity, RNA polymerase II-specific; RNA polymerase II cis-regulatory region sequence-specific DNA binding
Source: RefSeq, a predicted model, not a curated record
AUGAUGUCUUAUCUUAAGCAACCGCCUUACGCAGUCAAUGGGCUGAGUCUGACCACUUCGGGCAUGGACUUGCUGCACCCCUCGGUGGGCUACCCGGCCACCCCUCGGAAACAGCGGCGGGAGAGGACGACGUUCACCCGGGCGCAGCUAGACGUGCUGGAAGCGUUAUUUGCGAAGACCCGAUACCCAGAUAUCUUCAUGCGGGAGGAGGUGGCGCUGAAAAUCAACUUGCCCGAGUCCAGGGUGCAGGUGUGGUUUAAGAAUCGAAGAGCUAAGUGCCGCCAACAGCAGCAGCAACAGCAGAAUGGAGGUCAAAACAAAGUGAGACCUGCCAAAAAGAAGACGUCUCCUGCUCGGGAAGUGAGUUCAGAGAGUGGAACAAGUGGCCAAUUCACUCCCCCCUCUAGCACCUCAGUCCCAGCCAUUUCCAGCAGCAGUGCUCCUGUGUCAAUCUGGAGCCCAGCUUCCAUCUCCCCACUGUCAGAUCCCUUGUCCACCUCCUCUUCCUGCAUGCAGAGGUCCUAUCCCAUGACCUAUACUCAGGCUUCAGGUUAUAGUCAAGGAUAUGCUGGCUCAACUUCCUACUUUGGGGGCAUGGACUGUGGAUCUUAUUUGACCCCUAUGCAUCACCAGCUUCCUGGACCAGGGACCACACUCAGUCCCAUGGGUACCAAUGCAGUCACCAGCCAUCUCAAUCAGUCCCCAGCUUCUCUUUCCACCCAGGGAUAUGGAGCUUCAAGCUUGGGUUUUAACUCAACCACUGAUUGCUUGGAUUAUAAGGACCAAACUGCCUCCUGGAAGCUUAACUUCAAUGCUGACUGCUUGGAUUAUAAAGAUCAGACAUCUUCGUGGAAAUUCCAGGUUUUGUGAGGACCUGCAGAACCUCUUUUUGUGGGUGAUUUUUAAAUAUACUGAGCUGGACAUUCCAGUUUUAGCCAGGCAUUGGUUAAAAGAGUUAGAUGGUAUGAUGCUCAGACUCAUCUUCUGAUCAAUGUCCCGGGAGGCAUAGAAGGAAAAAUGAAAGGCCUUAGAGGGGCCUGCCAACCAGCUACCUGAAAUGGACAAACCAUUUGAUACUUAAGAUCCUAUCAUAGUUUUAGAUCAUUGGUUUUACUGAUUUGCAAAGUGAUCGAAAGCAUUCUAGCCACAUGCAACCAAAUACCACCAAAAAUAAACAAAACAAAACUAAAUUGUGAGGGAAAGGAGGGAAGGACAUAGCCUUCUUAAGCAGAGGUGUUCCAAUGUCGUAGCCAAUCCUUGGUUGAAUCUUAGGAAUGGACAGUGUCUCAAGCUCACUCACGUUUCAUGACCAACUGGUAGUUGGCACUGAAAAACUUUUCAGGGCUGUGUGAAUUGUGCGACUGAUUGUCCUAGAUGCACUACUUUAUUUAAAAAAUAAUGUUCAUAAGGAGUCAAUAUGUAGUUUAAGAGACAAUCAGUGUGUGUCUUAUAUAAAUGGUACAUCUGUGGUUUUUAAUCUGUGCUAGACUUCAAAACUGUGAUCUCCUGUUAUUGUAUGCAAACUUGAACUCCACCUCUACAGGGGUUCUUCUGUGAUUAAAUAGGUUAUAAUUAUAAGUAAAUUCAGAGCAACUGAGUACUUAUCUAAAAAGAUUACCUUUGGCUGGA